This is a messenger RNA of Pleuronectes platessa (European plaice), 2508 nucleotides long. It is a transcript of the gene tnni3k, whose product is annotated as TNNI3 interacting kinase. The record is from RefSeq and is a predicted model, not a curated record. The transcript is spliced from 25 exons. Gene Ontology annotation, molecular function: protein kinase activity; aspartic-type endopeptidase activity; RNA polymerase II-specific DNA-binding transcription factor binding. Gene Ontology annotation, cellular component: nucleus. Gene Ontology annotation, biological process: regulation of transcription by RNA polymerase II; proteolysis; protein phosphorylation. Bases 1 to 2508 code for a protein of 835 amino acids. Lineage: Eukaryota; Metazoa; Chordata; Actinopteri; Pleuronectiformes; Pleuronectidae.
AUGGGAAAUUACAAAUCAAGACCGUCUCAGACGUGUACAGACGAGUGGAAGAAGAAGGUGGGCGAGUCGUACUCUGUCAUCGUUGAGAAGCUGGAAGACGACCUGCAGCUCAAAGACAGUGAGCUCACGGACCUCCAACUUGCUUUUGGCUCUGAUGAGGCCUUUCAGAAGGUGAACGUAAGCUACCGCACAGAGAAGGGGCUGUCGCUGCUGCAUCUCUGCUGCGUGUGUGGAGGGAGCGAGGCCCAUAUCCACACCCUGAUGCUCAAAGGCCUGCGUCCUUCCAGACUGUCCAGGAACGGGUUCACCGCGCUGCACCUGGCAGCUUACAAGGACAACGCUGAGCUGUUGACUGCUCUUCUCCACGGAGGGUCAGAUGUGCAGCAGCUGGGGUACGGAGCCCUCACUGCCCUGCACGUCGCUACAUUGGUUGGACACCAUGAGGCAGCAGAUAUUCUCCUACAGCACGGGGCCUAUGUGAACGUCCAAGACGCUGUGUUUUUCACUCCACUGCACAUUGCUUGCUACAAUGGCCACGAGCAGGUUGCAAAGCUGCUGCUGAAGUUUGGGGCAGAUGUUGAUGUGAGUGGUGAGGUGGGGGACCGGCCACUGCACCUGGCCGCAGCCAAGGGUUUCCUCAGCAUCAUCAAACUGCUGAUGGGGGAAGGGAGCAAAGCCAACGUUAACGCUCAGGACAACGAAGAUCACACUCCUCUUCACUUCUGUGCUCGUUUUGGUCACCGCGAGAUUGUGAGCUUCCUUCUUCAGGGCAACUUCGAUGUGCAGCCUCACUCUGUCAACAUCUACGGGGACACGCCAUUACACCUGGCGUGCUACAAUGGCAAGUUUGCAGCGGUGAAGGAGAUUAUACAACAUUCUGGAACAGAAAGUCUUUCAAAGGAGAACAUAUUCAGUGAGACAGUACUUCACAGUGCGUGCACCUACGGUAAAGACCUGGAAAUGAUCAAGUUCUUGCUGAGUCAGAACGCGAUGAGCAUCAACCAUCAGGGCCGAGACGGACACACAGCCCUGCACAGCGCCUGUUUCCACGGCCAUAUCCGCCUGGUACAGUUCUUGUUGGACAGCGGCGCAGACAUGAACCUGGUGGCCUGUGACCCAAGCAGGUCCAGCGGGGAGAAGGACGAGCAGACCUGCCUGAUGUGGGCGUAUGAAAAAGGUCACGAUGCCAUCGUCACCUUACUGAAACACUACACACGUCCUGAUGACUCCCCCUGCAAUGAGUACUCCCAACCAGGAGGGGAUGGGUCCUACGUUUCUGUUCCGUCUCCUCUGGGGAAGAUCAAGAGCAUGACUAGAGAGAAGGCCGAGGUUCUGCUGCUCAGAGCCAGUCUUCCAUCUCACUUCCACCUGCAGCUGUCUGACCUGGAGUUUAAUGAAAUUAUCGGAUCAGGCUCCUUCGGGAGAGUCUACAGAGGCAAAUGUCGAAACAAAGUUGUGGCCAUAAAACGCUAUCGAGCCAACACGUACUGCUCCAAGUCAGACGUGGACAUGUUCUGCAGAGAGGUCUCCAUCCUCUGUCGCCUCAACCACCCCUGUAUCAUCCAUUUUGUGGGGGCGUGUCUGGACGACCCCAGCCAGUUCGCCAUCGUCACUCAGUACAUCUCUGGAGGCUCGCUGUUCUCCCUGCUGCACGAGCAGAAGAGGCUCAUCGACCUGCAGUCCAAGCUCAUCAUUGCCAUCGACGUGGCCAAGGGCAUGGAGUACCUGCACAACCUCACCCAGCCCAUCAUUCACCGGGACCUCAACAGCCACAAUAUACUGCUUUACGAGGAUGGACACGCGGUUGUGGCGGAUUUCGGAGAAUCCAGAUUCCUACAAUCUGUAGAAGAGGAUAAUAUGACCAAGCAGCCUGGGAACCUGCGAUGGAUGGCUCCAGAGGUGUUCACCCAGUGUACUCGCUACUCAGUAAAGGCGGACAUGUUCAGCUAUGCCCUCUGUCUGUGGGAGCUGCUCACUGGAGAAAUUCCCUUUGCCCACUUGAAACCUGCCGCCGCAGCAGCAGACAUGGCCUACCAUCACAUCCGGCCUCCCGUUGGCUACUCCAUCCCCAAACCCAUCUCUGCUCUUCUGAUGAGAGGCUGGAACGCAAGCCCACAGGACAGGCCUGAGUUCCCUGAGGUGGUCUCCAGUCUGGAGGAAUGCUUGUGCAACGUUGAGCUGAUGUCUCCAGCCUCCAGUAACAGCAGCGGCUCCCUGUCGCCCUCCUCCUCCUCUGACUGUCUGUUGGCGCGAGGAGGACCAGGCCGAGGCCACGUGGCCGCCCUUCGCUCUCGCUUUGAGCUCGAGUACGCCCUCAACACCCGCGCCUAUGCCUGCUGGUCUCAGAGUGAGCAGCGGCGAGCGUCUGGAGGCCUCUCACUGGAGGAGCUGCGACGGAAUAUGCAGUUUCCUCCCAUCGAUCGAAAUGGGUACGUGUCCGACCCCAUGAGCACCAUGAGAUUCUGCUCGUCCUACAGCAGCAGCGGCAGCUUCGAGGACAGUAACUGA